Dibothriocephalus latus is the source of this 279-nucleotide messenger RNA. NCBI's taxonomy places the organism in Eukaryota, Metazoa, Platyhelminthes, Cestoda, Diphyllobothriidea, Diphyllobothriidae. The record is from the annotation of a GenBank genome assembly.
AUGCAUUCCUUCUCACCGCUCCGCUACUGCUUCCUCCUGCCUAAAAAUGGGGUCAUGUCCUUUCCCGCACAGGGUUCCUGGGCGUCGGUGUCUGGCCACCUGCGCGCCGGCCUCUCCGCUCUCUACGACUCCACCCUUCCAGCGCAGGUGCACCUCAGUCGCUGGAACAGGGCGCUGGCCUGGGCUCAGGCCUACCUCCACGGUCUGAAACUCCUUUUCUUCCGACUGCCGCGUUUUCUCUGGCGUCGACGUCAUCGCCUGGCGACUGGCAAAAAGGCC